AUGGCGGCAUCACUGUUCACCUUCUCCUCUACUUCAAGAAGAGUCGUCCCAGCUCCAAACUCUCCUCCUCUUCCCAUAUACAUCAAAGCCAAAAACGUUGUUUUCAACCCUGAUAUACCAAAUGUUCAUCGAGGUCUUGGACUUGAUGAUUUUGUCAAUUUCUUAGUCUCCUGCCGACUUCAAUACGCAAUUAGUGACGUUCCAUCAGAGUUCUUUCCCGAACAAGUAUGUUACCAAUCUUUGAACCAUUUUGAGCUUCCAACUAUUGAACGUUGUCGACGCCUCUUUGAUCAACUGGGCUAUGAUCACUCAAAGGCUGGUGCUCGAUCAGCUAUCAUUCUGUGUCAAUGUAUGACUCCAGGAUGGAAGUUCUUCACCGGGGAUCUGUGCAAAUGUGUGGGUCACAAAUCUCGCAGUGGUGAUCAACUGAGCACUUAUGAGCAACAAGUUGUCUGUUCCCUUCUUCUCAACAAACGUCUUGAUUAUGGGGCUUUCUUCUUUGAUCAUCUUGUCCAACUUCUUCGUACAAAUGUAAGCGCUGAUCAUGUCCCCUUUCUAAGUUGGAUUGCUCUUGUGCUAGAUAAAUUUUUCGCUGAAGCUUACUACUCCCACUCUGGAAACCCGAUCCAAUGCCCAUGCAUGUUAGUGCCAAUAUAUCAGGAUGAUCCAAUGGAAACUGACAUCGUCAUCUCAGAUCGAAUGAGAGAAUGGAUCGCAAAAUCCAUAUACUGUUCCUUCACUAACCGCUGA
Molecule: messenger RNA, 750 nt
Organism: Lactuca saligna
Lineage: Eukaryota; Viridiplantae; Streptophyta; Magnoliopsida; Asterales; Asteraceae
Source: the annotation of a GenBank genome assembly